Messenger RNA from Ruditapes philippinarum (Manila clam), 2525 nucleotides. RefSeq lists its product as uncharacterized. The transcript has 10 exons. NCBI's taxonomy places the organism in Eukaryota, Metazoa, Mollusca, Bivalvia, Venerida, Veneridae. The coding region runs from base 43 to 1806 and encodes 587 amino acids. The record is from RefSeq and is a predicted model, not a curated record.
AAAAUGUUACCGUAAAAGAAAGUUGUAUCAAAAUAAAGCUUUAUGUUUAAAAUAGUGCCCACUACUGGUUUAUAUUUGAUUAUUUUAUGGAUUUCAUUAUCUGAAGGUGCUGAAUUUAUAUCUUCAAAUGAGACAACAUGGAAAGAUAUAACUACAAUUUGCCAGGUUGCAUUGCCCGAGAUAAAUUACGAGGCAUCAAAUAACAGGGAGGAAUUUAUUGUAGACUAUACUGGAAAUUUUGAAGAUGAAGAUUUGAAAGAGGGUGUAUGGGUGGGAUACUAUCUAUCUACUACGCCGUUUGAGUAUAUUGGCUGUACACAAACUGGAAAUAGAACUGCAACAUCUCGGUUCGAUAAAGACAUUCCAGGACUUUGUUUUUCAGCUUGUAAAUGGAAAGGAGUAAUUGGCAUCAGCAAUAGGCAGUGCUAUUGCUUGAACGAUAUCAACGGAUUAGACAUUUCCGAAAUUAAUUGUACAAAUGGGUGUAAUGAUCAGCCUGAUAUGGCAUGUGGUGGAGAACAUCAUAUAUCACUUUACAAAAUUUGCCUCACUGCCUUCGAAACAUCAGCUGAGGAUGAAACAGGACUUUGCCUUAAUUAUGAAAUAAACAGCAAUAAGACCAAGUUCUACUGGAGGAAUUGUAACGACAAUAUACAGACAAUAUGCACGUUGAAAAAUGGUUCCGUUGAAGUAUUAUCAAGUGUAGAAAAUACUCAAAUAACAUGGAAAGAUGCAAUGAACUUGUGCUUGGAAAACUCAAAGCAUCCAACAACAGUAGAACAUCUAGACCAAUUGCAAGGACGAGAAACAUCUCUUUCACCGUCUUGGGCAGGAGUCAUUUUAAGUGAUGCAAUUUACACAAUUAAUGAUUCUGCUACAAGACAAACAGAGAAGAAGUUCGGAUAUCUUCAGAAAAGUGGACAGAAAAUCGUGUUAAAAUUUGACAACAAUACAUCUUCAUCAAGAAAAAUCCUUUGUACAAGUGAUGUUUUAGAAUCAUCAAGUGAUAAAACAACAUCUAUAUCAAGUACAACCUCAACGGGGACAACAGUGAGCCGUGACUCCGCUUCUACAGUAGGUCAACAAUCACCGGAAACUUCACCUAAGACGAAAGACACAAAAGAUUCUACAUUUGGAGUUUCUGUGGGAAUUUCUGUUAGUGUUGUCAUUAUUGUCGUGGCGGUCAUUGUAAUAAUUGUGCAAUUAAAAAGACGUGGGAUUAUUCAAACUAAAUGUUUUAGAAAAGCCGAACCUGAAUGUUCUGCAUAUAUUUCCACCGGAAUACAUCCGGGCUUUAAAAAUGAUAAAAAUGCCUACGAAAUGUCUUUAGGUUCUCCUUAUGAUCAAAUUGAUGAUUUAGGACUCUCAUCAGAACGUUGCUCUGAUAAUGAAGGAACUGAUAAUGUCAUUAGCGGACACACAUACUUUAUCCUUGAAAAACAUACAUGGGAACCUGAUACCGACGACAACCUUGAAAAUAAGACAAAAACAGAAACAUGCAAUGUCUAUAAUGUACUGAACACAAAUGGAAACAACACUGGGAGCAAUGAGUCUGGAAAUACGUACGAUACUACUGAGAAAGUAGCCAUGAAAUUGAAAGCUCAGCACAAUAAGAAUGUAGGUGACGAUUCGUCGGAAAACACGUAUAAUCAUACAUGUAGAAGACCAGUUAAGGUAGGCAAAACUGACAACGUAUAUGGUAUUCUUAACAAUGUUGAAGGUGAAAACAAUGCUGUUGAUACAAGAAAUAAAAAGAGCCAGUUUAAUGGAGGAGACACGUACAGUCAUAUCAUGAAGAAAUAUUAAACGAUUGUAGUGUAAUACUAUGACAACUUUGAUGCUGUUGAAAUAACAUUCAAUUAUUGAAUAUCUAUUUUGUUUUGUUUUGAUAUACUUUUCAUGAUCAAAUGUAUUCGGAUUCAAUUAAACCUUAUCGAAUGCAUGUAAUAUAUCUAAUAAGAUGCUUGUUAUAGUGUAUAAAUCAUACUGUAAAAAAAUGUAUCACAAGCAACGAUCAUAACGAUUCGACAAUGACCCUUGUUUUUUAACUCGAAUUUUAAAAUUUGAUAGAUGGUUUUUGUUUUGUUUUAUUCUUAUUUUGUAUCUUUAAUCGUAAAAAAUGUUUGUUUUAUUGUUAUUGUAUAUCUAUAAUCUUAAAAAAUGUUUGCUGUAUUGUUAUUUUUAUACUUAUAAUUUUGAUUUUUUUGUUUUAUUAAUAUUCUAUAACUUUAAUCUUAAAAUUUGUUGUUUUAUGUUAUUUUAUAUCUGAAAUCCAAGAAGUAUCUGAAAACCCAUACUACAUUUAUUCCAUAUUAAUAAUUCAAUCUAAUAUUGGAUUCAAUACAACAUGUGUACAAAGGAGAUCGAAAGAUUUAGAACUGUUAUUGUCUAAAUGUAUAGUUUGACAUAUCUUAUUUUAAUUAAGAUUUAAUUAAAAAUGUCAUUGUCUUGCUUAUUAUGCUAUGCAGCUUGCAAAUCAAUCCUGUUAUUACUUAAAAGUGUAUUAUCAAAGCAAAUUUAAGCAA